AGUUCGGAGGGGAGAGGUUGCCGUUGUGUUGUGUUGGAAGAAACUUUACGUUUUUUAAAAAAUCAGUUUGGAUAUAAAUUACGAAAAACGAAGAAAAGCUUGAUGGGAUAUAUGAUUUCGUAAGGGAUUAAGGAAGACAUUUUGGCUGCCAUGCAUUACCUCAGUGUUUUGUGUUUCAUCCGCGAGGAAUCAGUUCCAAUGGCACAACUCAUGGCACUCUUUCUGCUGGGAACUCUCCAUUGUUCUUCGGGAAUCGUCAUAACAGUGGACAGAACUACCCUAGACCCGAUAGAGAUCGAGCGAUGUCGGAGCAGCAUCGCCGCUGUGCCACAACUGAACCUGACCCGCCAUCACACGUCCCGGCCUCACUACAUCGUCCCUGGGGUUGCGGAAAGCACGAUCGAGAGGCCAGACCUUCUCGAACGCUCUCCCAGCUCCUCGGAAGCUACGUCUAAAAAGUCAUACCUGUCCUCCACGCCCUUGCACGAGAAGCCCAAAGUCGCCACGCUGCCCGAGGAGCCAGGCCUGAUAUCUUCAGCGGGGAAUCCGUUGAUCUCAGUUCUAACGCCGCUGCUGACGACGCCUUCAACGGUGCUGCUGACUUCCCCUUCGUCCAUUGAACCCCUCACGCCCACGUGGUAUAUCACAAGCCCACCGCCCACUCCCCUUACAGUGCACACGUCUACAGAAUCAGCCGUAAGCGUAAAUAUACAAUAUCUUGAUUAUACAACCAAACCGUAUGAGCCAAACAAACCUACGCUGCUCACAAGACAAACGGACAAAGAAAACUUACCCACUCAUCUUGCCCUAGAGAAACCCAAGCAGCUAGAGAAAAGACUAUCUACAAAACCUACUUUCCUUUCGAAAUUGAGCUCGCAGACUUCCACAGAUCCACCGACUCAACCUGCACACCAUAUCACAAACGCAACCGAGCGAGCUACCAACCACGCAUCGCCUCUGCCACUCAUACACAUAACAGCAACCACGCAACCCGCCUUUUUAUAUUCUACGAUCCCCGCUGCAAGGGGACAUAGGUCAGUGAAGCCUGCUGCAGUACGGCCGGCUCUGCAGGAGAUGGAGAAGGAGCUGAGCGACUUGCUGAGGGAGCAGAUAGCGCUUCUGCUGACAGAUGACAUUGCUGAGACCCUUUAUAUGUCAUACCGGGCCCGCCUCCAGUUCGCCAACCACGAGAUGGUGGACAAACUCCUUCAGCAGGAAUCCCUCACACCGAGCUACCUUCCCGGGGAAUGUCCUAUGCGGUAUUACGAGCGUAGAAACAAUCUGCUGAAGAGGGUGGUGGGCCUCCUCCUGCUGGCCCUUCCGCAGUCCCUUCAGGAGCUGGAGGAGGCAGCUUGGGAUGACGACUUGGAAAAUAAUUUCUUCAGGCCCGGAGAAAAGAACAUCCUGGACGUCCCAGAAUGCAGAGAGUGCUACACGAAGGACAGUCUUGGAAAUUGUCGAGAGAUUUUCUUCUGCAAAGCCGGCUCCUCUGCUGACGUCAGGACUGGCUUGUCUCCUGAGGACUUGAAGCGGCUUCUGGCUCUUGGUUGAGUCUGUGUGUGUGUGCUUGUAUGACUGUGUGCGAGAGAAAGAAAGAUAUAUAUAUAUAUAUAUAUAUAUAUAUAUAUAUAUAUAUAUAGAGAGAGAGAGAGAGAGAGAGAGAGAGAGAGAGUAUGUGUGUGUGUGUGUGUGUUGUGUGUAUUGUGUUGUGUAUGUGUGUGUGUGUUCGUGUGUGUAUGUGUGUGUACGUGGAAAGGUUUCAUUUUUUUAUAUGAAAUGAAAGGAUUUUUAAACGUUUAUUUUCUGAGAGUGAAAUAUUUAAUGUCAUCACACAAUCUACAUCAAGUAUCAUAAAUCCAUUUAGAUUUCUCUUCGUUUUUGAUACAUUUGAAGCAAAUAAUAUGUCAUUCGUUGUAAAGAGAUUUCAGUUUAUAGUAAGACAAAUUUACAUAGACCUCUGUAUUUUAAGUACAGUGCGAUUCAGUGACUGUACCACUUUUAUGAGUACAUUAACUUCAUUUAUAUUUCUUUAUCCAUUUCUGAGAAACGUCCUCAUAUUUAAAUGUGUAAAAAUAAAACAAGGAAAGUGGUCAAAUACUUAUUUUAAAACAAUUGCCAAUUUCAUUUUUUUUAAAAUCCUUUUUGUGGGAAAUUCGCCCGCCCCGGACACGUCAAAAAUAAGGAAAUACCUUAUAUCUAAUUCAGCAAUAUUUCACCUAAAAUAGUGAAGAAAACGGGUGUUUAUGUAUAUAAAUGUUUUAAUAAGCACACAGUAAAGCUAGAUAACGCUCGUACUUCUUCACCGUAUUAUUCUUUUAUUUUCAUCAAUUCAAAUGCAGCAUGUUGAUAAAGGAUAAAGAAACACCACCAUAGUUCACAAAUAUUUAGUUCACAGCAACAGCACACUGACAAACAUGGAUGACUGCUGUACAGUAGUCAACAUAUUUAUUUUCUAUUUUAACAUUUACUGGUCUCUAACACUUUUUUUUCGCGAUGUUCUAUCUCCUCAAAUUAUAUUGUUUAUGGCUGCUUUAUCGGAUUAGCGGCCUCUGUCAAAUAAUGGACGAUAUUUUACAGAUCUUGUGACAAAUGUUGAAAAACGAUAGUCUUAAUGGAACGAAUAAUUUGACAAUGCAAGAUAUUUGAUUCACAUUUUGAGUUACAUCGUGAGCAUUACGAAAUUAAGUGUGUAAAUAAUACCAUUUUCGCAUUCUAUAAAUUGCAAUGCAUGAAUUCAACGACUAUUAUCCUGGCAUAUUUUACGAAGUUAUUCUUGUCAGUUUAGAGGCUAAUUGCAGUACGCGAUGGUAAAGGCAUUUUAGUAAGGAAAAUAUAUUGUUCCCAAAAUACAGUUCAUGGCUUAGGUACCUCUCGAAAAUAAUCAUAAAUCAAGGACGGGGGCACUAAAUGACAAAAAUCGUGAUAUUUGACUUUCUCACAAUUUUCCAUCCAGAGGCCGCUAAACUAAUACAUAGAACAACUCACUUCUCUCACAACCUAAAAAUAUAUUCUUACUUUUUUUUACACUAAAGACUUAUAUAUAUCAUCAAGAAUUAUGUGCAUCACAGUAUAAACAAAGGUUCCUUUAACGGAAAAAUAGCAUUCAAAGAAAACUUUGCUCGAAGGACAUACUUUAGUAAAGGGGAUCAGUUGAACAGCAGAUACAUACACACUUAUUAUAGUGUUUUUUUGUUCAUGUGGAUUAUACUGAUUCUUUCACACUUUUUCAGUAAGGAAGACGUGCGGACAUUGACAUAUCAGAACCUAAAUACCUAUGAAAUCACUUUGAUUUUAAUUUUGUAAAAUGAAAAUUUUGCACCUACACUUAGAUGAUAAAGGCAUAUUCACUCCUAUAGUUUCGUCUCUUACAUUCCAACAAACACACCGAUAAAUUUGAAACUGUCAAGACGAAGAGCAUGUAUUUUAUCUCCGUUGUUGUCAUAUAUGGUAAAUUCAAAGACCACAUGGAUAAAUCUAUACAUCCUCGCCAUAGUGGAAAGGGUCUCAAUUAUUCCUGUGGAUGAGUGGAACAUACUGGCCUUGACCCACUCUUGUCAAUUCUGUGUGGAUAACAGAUUGCAGACCAGAGCGAAGAUGGUCGAGAGUUUACCGCGGGAAAGAUUUUAUUUGUUUGAUUGAUUCGAAGAUCAAACUCUCCGAACACGCCUUUCUUCUCGGUAAAAUCAGGCGCCAAAAUCAAAUAUUCGCGGUUCCAUUCUAAAAUUCUACGCGCGGGAAAAGGAUCGAUGAGGGUUUAAAUGGAAGACCUUCUAGUACUAACCUCAUGACUACUCUUUGUGGACGUGGAAUAACAAUGGAAGAUAUUUAAAUGUUGGUUUGGAAGAUCAUAACUGUCGGCUUGGAAGACCAUGUGUUCUGACUCCGUUGUUUCACGCAGAACAGGUACAAACGCACAAAAGAUGCCAAAACUACGUGACUCGUUACUACGAACUGGCCUUAUCUGGAAGAACUGUUACGGGGAAGACUCGAAAUUUCAACACUAACCUCUGGCUAAUUGUAAUAAAUGGGAGAACUCCAAGAUCCUGGAGUUUCUGUGGAAGAGCAUAUUACCGUAAAUUGGUGUUUCUGUAUGGAAGAUCUAUACGUUUUGUCCGUUUCGGUGGAUGCACUUGGCUUUUUGGUCGUAAAUAUUGUGGUUUUAUACAUGACACGUCGUUCAAUUAGCGCAAAAUACAGUAAG
Molecule: messenger RNA, 4201 nt
Organism: Penaeus vannamei (Pacific white shrimp)
Lineage: Eukaryota; Metazoa; Arthropoda; Malacostraca; Decapoda; Penaeidae
Product: mucin-3A
Source: RefSeq, a predicted model, not a curated record